Apis cerana (Asiatic honeybee) is the source of this 6397-nucleotide messenger RNA. It is a transcript of the gene syd, whose product is annotated as JNK-interacting protein syd. Gene Ontology annotation, biological process: vesicle-mediated transport. Gene Ontology annotation, cellular component: cytoplasm. Gene Ontology annotation, molecular function: JUN kinase binding; MAP kinase scaffold activity; kinesin binding. The record is from RefSeq and is a predicted model, not a curated record. NCBI's taxonomy places the organism in Eukaryota, Metazoa, Arthropoda, Insecta, Hymenoptera, Apidae.
AGCUUUAUGAAAAUAGAAUGAAGAUACAGCCAUCUAACGGGCAUGAUGGAAACGGAAAAAUAAGUUUCCAUCUCUUGUGAUUUCAUAGGUUUAUUUGUGAACACGUCAGGAGCUAACCAUACGUCUAUAGUAUUGGUCGGUAUUGAGUGAAAAAAAUGGCGAAGGUCUGCGUAUAGACGAUCGUCAACAGAGUUGACAGAAACUAAUGAAAUUGGCUAAUGUCAAAAACUACAACGUAAUGCAUGAAAAAUGUAUUCUCUAGUCCGCGCCGCCUUGGUGCGUUUCGUAUGAUCAGGUACAACAUUUUAGUGUUCAAGUGUUCAAUCGAGUGAGAAAACAACGAGAGAAAAAAGGAGAAGCAGGAGAUCCAGUGGUUGCGAAACGUCACAAAUCACAACACGGAACAGGCCACUUCAAGGUGUAAAAAAUGAGUCAAAUACAAAUGGAUCAAGAAACAGUAUAUGGAACUCAUGAGGAUAGUCAUGUGGUCAUGUCAGAAAAAGUACAAUCUUUGGCUGGUAGUAUUUAUCAAGAAUUUGAAAAAAUGAUAGCUCGUUACGAUGAAGAUGUAGUGAAAGACCUAAUGCCCCUCCUAGUCAAUGUUCUAGAAUGUCUAGACAUAUCUUAUACUGAAAAUCAAGAACGUGAAGUUGAAUUAGAAUUAUUAAGAGAAGAUAACGAACAACUUGUUACGCAAUAUGAAAGAGAAAAGCAAUUAAGAAAAACAUCUGAUCAAAAAUUAUUAGAACUUGAAGAUGUAGCAGAAGAUGAAAGAAAAGAACUUCUAUCAAAAAUUGAUAGUUUGGAAUCAAUUGUAAGAAUGCUGGAACUGAAGACAAAAAAUUCACAUGAUCACGGUACAAAUUAUGGCUCUCUCAGUUCAUCCCUUCAUAGAACAUCCCUUUACAUUGUUCGUCUUGAAGAAAAAGAAGCCGAAUUGAAGCGCGAAUAUACUCGCCUACAUGAGAGAUAUACGGAAUUAUUUAAAACGCAUGUAGAUUAUAUGGAAAGAACAAAAAUGUUAGUUGGAAGUACAGAAAGAUUAGAAAAUUCGACUAGUGGUCGAGGUCCAUCUCGCUUACCAUCUCUUGGUUUAACUCAUAUGUCACGAAGUUCAGGACCAUUAAGCUAUGGCUUUCAAAGUUUGGAAGCUAGUAUAAAUGCAGAGGAUAUUCAACAAGAAAAUCCAUCAAAUACUGUUGCUAAUUUAAGGACUGAAAUGUUAGAUAGUAGCAGCGAAGCUGCUAUUGAGACAUCUGAUAAAAGUCAAUUAACAGAUAAACCAGUACAAGCAAAUAAAACAACUGCAAUUUCUAGACAUGAAAGUCCAGAAACUGAAAUACCUCCACCUUUGGUUACACCAACAUCACCAACUAUAGAGAAGAUAGCUACUACUCCAAGUGGAAGAAGUAGAACAGAAAGAGAGCAACGAAGUGGUAACACAUUAUAUCAGGAACUCAGUUUUCAAGAUGCUGAUGCAUUAGGAGAAAUGGAUGAAGGAGCAGAUAUCACUGGUAGUUGGGUUCAUCCUGGAGAAUAUGCUUCUUCAGUCAAUGACAAUUUCUUUGGAAUGGGAAAAGAAGUUGAAAAUCUUAUUAUGGAAAAUAAUGAAUUAUUAGCUACAAAAAAUGCGCUUAACAUUGUUAAAGAUGAUUUAAUAGUUAAAGUGGAUGAACUCACAAGUGAACAAGAAAUAUUACGUGAAGAAGUUCGAGCUUUACAACAAGGUAGAGAACGAUUACGGCAAAAGGUUGUUGUCCUUGAAGAAGAAUUAAAAAAAGUUAAAGAAGAAGCUGAAGCAGCAGCAAAAGCAGCUAAAAGCGAUGAUGAAGAAGAUGUAUCGUUAGCACAAAGAAAAAGGUUUACUAGAGUCGAGAUGGCUAGAGUUCUUAUGGAAAGGAAUCAAUAUAAAGAACGUUUUAUGGAACUUCAAGAAGCAGUUAGAUGGACGGAAAUGAUACGAGCAACAAAGACUGAUCCUUCUAGUAUAUCAGGUGGAAAAGUAUCCGUGUGGAAGUUUUUUAGUAGUCUCUUCACAGGACCUGCUGAUCGAGGAACGUUAGUUCGCGGACCACAUACAUUACCUCACAUGAGAUACAGUGCACCAACCAAUCAAGUUGUUCCAGCACCACCUCUGGACACUAUGCGUAGACGUACGUUGAAAGGUCGCCAUGAGUUUUUCGACCAAGGAGACACCAUAGAUACCUGGUUAUUCUGGUUUUCGGUGGGGUGCUUUUUGGCCAGCAGAUCUUCUGAGAAACUCGUAGCGAGACGUGCAAAUGAACGAAGAGAACAAUAUCGUCAAGUUCGCGCUCAUGUUAGAAAAGAGGAUGGACGAUUACACGCUUAUGGCUGGAGUUUACCUGGAAAACCAAGUGCUCCAGUUAGACAACCUGUUCCUGUGCCUGUCUAUUGCAGACCUUUACAGGAAUCUGAGCCUGGCAUGAAGAUAUGGUGUGGUGCUGGUGUAAACUUAAGUGGUGGUAAAACUCGAGAUGGUGGUUGUAUGGUUGGAGGAAGCGUAUUUUAUGCUGCUGAAGCUCAAGAAAUAAGUACGAACACAAAAACUGAAGCAGAAGAUGCUAUCGAACAUUUAGAUAAGGAACUUCAAGAGAAUGAAAAUCAAAGAGUUGAAGCAGAACAAUUAGAGCAACAUCUUAGUUCAUUAGUAUGGAUUUGUACAUCUACUCAAAAGAUGUCGAAAGUUACUGUGAUAGAUGCUAAUAAUCCAGCUGAUAUUUUGGAAGUCUUUAGCGUUUGUCAAGGACAUUUACUUUGCAUUGCAAGUGUACCUGGAGCCAAAGAGAGUGAUUAUGCUCAAACUAUGAAUGAAGAUUCAAUUCGAACUGCCAAUGGAAUAAAUGAGAAUGAUAAUGAAAUAAAUACAAUUUCAAAUUCCGAACAAAACAUCCAAAAAAACGAACAAGAAGUUCAAUCAUCAUUGGAAAAAAAUAAAAAUGAAUCAGAUUCCUCAGAAGAACAAAACAGUGAAAAUGUUAAAAAAUCAGAUGAUACUAAUCAAAUUAUUCCUAUUGAAUCACAAAGUUUGGAAAGUGUAGAUAGUGAAACCACAAAUUUAGGCAAAGUACAUUUUGUAAAAAUUAAUUUAGAAACACCAAGCUCACAAUUGGAUGAAAAAGAUGAUACAAAUGAAGAAAAACAAAAUAAAAUUGAAGAAGAUACACCUAUAGAAAAAAUGUCUUCAAUACAACCAACAAUGUGGCUUGGAGCUCAAAAUGGUGCAGUAUUCGUUCAUUCAGCUGUCGCUAAAUGGUCAGUUUGUUUGCAUUCUGUUGAAUUGAAGGAUGCUGCAUUAGCUAUUGUACAUGUUCAAGGACGAGUUCUUGUUGCUCUUGCUGAUGGAACUGUUGCAUUAUUUCGAAGAGGUGCAGAUGGACAAUGGGAUUUGUCUCAAUAUCAUGUGAUUACUUUGGGUAGUCCACAACAUUCAAUUAGGUGCAUGACUGCUGUUAGUGGCAAAACUGUAUGGUGCGGAUAUAGAAAUAAGAUUCAUGUAAUAGAUCCAGUAUCAAUGACUGUUGAGUGCACCGUGGAUGCUCAUCCACGACGAGAAUCGCAAGUAAGACAAUUAGCUUGGUUAGGUGAAGGAGUAUGGGUCAGCAUUAGAUUAGAUUCAACAUUAAGACUCUAUCAUGCUCAUACUUAUCAACAUCUCCAGGAUGUUGAUAUUGAACCUUAUGUUAGCAAAAUGCUUGGAACUGGAAAACUUGGUUUUUCAUUUGUAAGAAUUACCGCAUUACUCAUUUCCUCAAACAGGCUUUGGAUUGGCACAGGAAAUGGAGUAAUAAUUUCUGUUCCUUUAUCUGAAAGUGCUGGUGGUUCAAUGGCAGUAUCUAGAGUUCAAGCAGGAAAUGCUAAAAAUGAUGUACCAGGUGUUGGUGUCAGAAUUUUUGCCUCAGAUCGUGGCGUUACGCCUGGCAGUUUUAUACCUUAUUGUAGUAUGGCUCAUGCGCAACUUAGUUUUCAUGGGCAUAGAGACGCGGUUAAAAUGUUUGUUGCAGUGCCUGGUCAUGGCGGUCAAAGUGCAGUAUCAGAUGGUUCUCAGCCUGCUAUGCUUGUUCUUUCAGGUGGAGAAGGCUAUAUAGAUUUUAGAGUUGCGGAUGAAGCGGAAGACGAAAGUGAUGUGGCGACUCAUUUGAUUGUAUGGCAGUUGGUCAGGUAUGCCCCCAGAGAAAAAUGAAAAUCGGUUAAUGGGUUUUUGUUUCGAUUUACGCAACUGUUUACACAAUUAAGUGAAUAAAUUAUUUGUAUUUAUCAACAAAACCUGUACUAACUACUAAAAUUAUGUUUUAUGCACGGUGUAAUGAAAUUCUAAACUAACAAGUUCGCAAGUAGUUAGAUAUAUUUCUAACCUGACAUUAAAACGAUUUUUCUUUAUGAAAAUAUUGAGAUAUAAAAUGUAUAAAUGUUUGUCUAUAUAUAUUGUCAUAUUUUUUAUUUUAUAUCAAAAAAUAUGAAUGAUUAAUCUAAAAUCAUUUGCUUCUGUAUAGCACAAAUUAUUUUUAUAAAAAUUUUCAUUAAUAUAAAAAAAACUAUGUCUGCACCUCCGUUUCUGAAGCAGUUGUAUAUAUUGUACAAUUGUUUUGCUUUUUUCAUUCUCUGGGGGUCGGGCAUUUCCAGCUGACAUGCAUCAUAUUGUAUAAAGAAUGGCUAAUAACUUUACUUCUUAUUCUUAUUUCUAUUAUAAAUUUUUAUUUGUUAUUCAUUAAUUGUGAAUUAUUGUUUUUUCAGGUGAUGGAGAAGAUACAGAAAUAGAACGUUCUAAUAAUGCUGUGUCCGCUAAUGCUGAAGAACACGGAGAACAAAGUCAUCUAAUUGUGUGGCAAGUGCAAUGUCCUUUAUCAGUGCCAAUGAAUGGCUAGCCUAGAAAUUCUAGAAAUAUAUUGAUCCCGGUGUAUAAUUCAGUUUGAACUUUUACAUGUAAAUCGAGGCGUUUAAAUGGUUUACGUGAUAUAUUAUUAUGAAGUUGAUAAAUCAGAUCUAUCUUUUGAUUAAGUAAUUUCUGCAUCUAUUUAAUUAUAAUUAUAUAAUGAUUGUAGCGAAAUAUACAAAUAAUCGUACAAAUAAUGUAACAGCGAAAGAAAAAGAUAUUUUGUGCGACUUUUAAGAAUAAGGAUCAUCUUCAAUAUUUCAUUAUGGAUAAAUCUUAAACAGAAAGUUUUUUCUUUUCUUGUUAAAUAUUGAAAUUAAUUUAUUUCAUGUAAGAGAGUUUGUUAGGGAAUUUUUUUAAAAUUGAAAGAUAUAAUUAGAUUUCUUAAUGUAACACUUUAUAAUUUUUAAUUUUUAAUUCUAAAAACAUCUUUUAUUGAAAUAUUGAUUCGAUUUCACACACAAUAACAUAAUUUUUAAUGAAAAUUUUUUUUUGACAAUUAUGCAUUAUAUUCUUUUUGUAUAUUAUUGCGAAACACGUAUGUAGAAACUUUUAAAACGUCUUGAAGUCCAGUGUCAAAGAACGUUGGAAUUAUAAUAUUAUAUUUCCACCAAUUAAUGUGAUAAAUCAAUAGAAAAUACGGGAUAAUGAGUUUCAAAGCUGCCGUGACAUUUGCUAUCUAGCUGCAAUAAAAUCAAGAUUACUAUAUUAUGGAAGUCAGAUAACAAACAUUGUACAAUGUUCAUUUGCAGGGAUGAGAGGUGCAACCAACCUGGAUAGUAUUUAAAAAUAAUCUAUUGUAUAAAUUGUUUCCAUUAGAAAAUAUAUUAUUUUCCAAACUUAAAUAAUUUGAUUUGCAUAAAAAUAUAUGUAUAUGUGAAAUGUAAUAUAUUUUUUAUGUUCUGCUAUUAACUCUUCUCCAAUAUUACAGUGUUUGAUUGCGCCUAUUUUUUUCAAAAUUAUAAGAUCUUUGAAAAGUAUUGCAAUGAAUUUAUAUAAUUAUGUACAUAAACUGUUGCGAGAUAUUUGUAUAGUGUUUUUCGUAAUUUAAGUUUUUAUCGAUAAACGAAAUAGAUAUGGUUCUGGAUAUAUAUAUAUAUAUAUAUACAUAUACACAUAUGAAAUCAUAUGUUUAAUUUCUCAUUGGUCGCUACAAUUUUAAUUUAUCAUCAACUUCUUUCUUAUACAAUUACCAAAGAUGAAAAACUUAUUGUAUUCUUUAUAUGCAAGAAAUAGUUUGUGCGUUUUAGCCAAUAUAUGUAGCGACCUGAAAUGUAGUAUAAUCUCAUACAUUGAAAUUUAGAAAAAAGUCGCCAUGAUAUUUAAAUUUACAAGAAUUUUUAUAAAUUCCUGUGUUAUAAAUGACAGAUAGUGAAAUUAAGAAUGUGUACGAUAUAUAAGGGCUGCGCAUUUUUUGUGUGUGAGCUCGCUUUCAGUGUCGAGCUCGGAAUUGUACCUGGCUCUGAUGAAGCUGCAAAGGCGUUAAUAAAGAAAGUUGCAAAACAA